AAUUUAGUUGCUUUCCGCACAUUGUCAAGCGUAUGCGUGAAAAUUUAAUAGUACUUUACAAACAAAAUCAAUCCUGAUAUCAAUCGACAAAUAUUGAAUACAAAUAAUUUGAUUACGUGUUACUGUACCCCGUGACAUAUAAAUUUUAGUACUUAAUCAGUCAAAAGGACCAAGUAUCAAAAAAAGUCUUAUCUUAUCACCACUUUUCCAAUUGCUUUGUUUGAAAACGUGUUCUAGUACAUUUAUCUGGUGAAUAUUCUAUUGAACGAUAACAGUCUCGUCAAUAUGGCGGAUGAAAAUGUUCGUGUGCCAAAGGAUGAUAACCACACGGAAGAAGAUAUUCCAUCAGAAUUGGAAGAAACUGUAGUUUUGAAAGUGACUGACACAGGCAAAGACAGCAUUGCAUCUGGAAGCAAAGAGUCUCACAUCCCAUCCGAUGAUGACAACUUUCUGGCCGUUCCUAGUAGCAGUCGACCACGCAGCAGCUCACAGGUCGGACGAGUAGUUCCUGAUAUCGUUGUAAUACAACCUCGACAACAGGAACCACCUCUUCCACCAUUGACAACUUCAAUUAAACAUGACAGAGGAAGUUACAUGUUGCCUGAGAUGGAUCCCAACUUUUAUCCUUCAGAUGAGUACCCUAAAUACGGUGGUGAACCAGGAGAAGUAUAUAUAUUUAAUUUUGAAACGUUUUUGGAACUAUCACCACGCGAAGGUACAAGACUGGAUGUGAAAGCUUUGAUUGAAACACUGGGACUACUAAAAUUUAAUGUCCCAGAAAACAGAAUUUACAAUGAUCUUACAAAGGAAGAAGUUAUGCAAAGUAUUUCCACAGCUACUAACGCAUUUAACGCCGACCCAGAUACAAAAAUCAAUUGUUUGAUUGUUGUGUUUUUGACACACGGCCUGGCUAACAACAUCAUUUGUGCUAAAGAUGAAAAAAUGAAGAUAGAAGAUAUAAUUCAUGCAUUUUGUAAUUGUGAGGCGCUGGAUAAGGUGCCCAAAUGGUUUACAUUUUUGGCUUGUAAGGAAAAAACUCAAAGCGAUAAUCGUGUUGAGAAACAACAUAAAAUCGUUGCUGACAACACAUAUAUAAAGCGAUUACCGGAAGAUGUUAUUGUGUACUAUGCCACAACUGAGAAUAACGUCUCUGCACGAGUAGUAGAUGAGGGAACAUGGAUGAUUCAAGAAUUGUGCAGCAGCUUAAGUCGCUAUGGGAGGCGCGAUGAAUUAUUUACUAUUCUGACGCGUACGAACAAAACAAUUGCCAACAAUUACAUGACAGAUGCAAUCGGACAUAAUGAUUUAGGAGAUCCUUUCCGGCAAUGUCCAGUUAUUUUAUCAACACUGCGGAAGAAAUUUUAUCUUACAAUUAGUAAGGAUCGCAAGGAGCAGUUGAUGAUUAUGAAUAAGAUUCAAGAUAUGUUGACAGUUUAAUAAGCUAUAAAUAAUUUGUGUAUACUUAUAUUCAUUCAGAUAUAAUAUAUAAAUUAAUCAUA
Dalotia coriaria is the source of this 1499-nucleotide messenger RNA. RefSeq names its product caspase-6-like. Bases 286 to 1437 code for a protein of 383 amino acids. Gene Ontology annotation, biological process: proteolysis. The record is from RefSeq and is a predicted model, not a curated record. NCBI's taxonomy places the organism in Eukaryota, Metazoa, Arthropoda, Insecta, Coleoptera, Staphylinidae. Gene Ontology annotation, molecular function: cysteine-type endopeptidase activity. The transcript has 6 exons.